Molecule: messenger RNA, 2187 nt
Organism: Polistes dominula (European paper wasp)
Lineage: Eukaryota; Metazoa; Arthropoda; Insecta; Hymenoptera; Vespidae
Source: RefSeq, a predicted model, not a curated record
AAAUUUUUAUUCCAGAUAUUACAUACAAUAAGGAAUAGGUUUAAAAAAAAUAUAGUAGCUUUAUAUUGAUUCAUAAUUACUGUGUUUGAUAAAAAUAAUUUAUACAAUGGAUAAUUAUUGUGCUCCACAGUGGGUAGAUUUUACAUGUAGUCCACAAGUACCAUCUGAUGAUUAUUUUGAAAAACAUCAUGAAAUUUAUGAACCUAAGUUACGUACUAAAGUAAUUGAAGAAAAUAUCAAUUCAGAUAAUGAGUUGUCAGAAAUUAUUGAAACACCCAGAAAAUCAGUGCAAUCGAUAAAAGAAUCCAUCAAAUCUAUAUCUACUGAAAAUUUAGAAACAGAAAUAAGUAAUAUUAAGAAUACACCGAUAAAAGUAAUAUAUCCUUUACCUUAUAAUAAUAGUAAACCAAGAAUUAUAAAGGAGACGAGUUAUGACAAUGUAAUGAAUAAUGCUAUGCAGCUUUGUAAAGAUUUAAUAAUUAAUGAUAAAGAACAUACUGACGUAUUAUCAACAGAUGAUCUAUUUAAAAAACCAAUGCCAGUUAAAACGAAAACGUUCAAGCCUGUGAGAAUUCGUGAAAUUGAGAAUUCUUUUUCAGAGUCAAUUCCUGAAGGAAUGAUGGACAGUGAAAAUAAUAUACAUAACGGAGAAAUAAACAAUACAUCUUUAAAUGGUGUUAAUAUGAAUAAACGUGGCACAAGUUCAUCGAAAAAAGUUAUAAAAGAUGUUGGUAAAAUAUCGAAAACCGACGAUCAUUUGAAAUGUAACAUGUCAGAAAAUAAUAUCUUACAAAAUGAUCGUUCUAAAAUAAAUUUAGAUAGCAAAAGUUUAAAAUUGAAGUCUUCUAAUUUGAAACAACAAUCUUCUCUGGUAAACAAAUAUUCAAUUUCAAAGAUAAACACAUGUAAUAGACCUGUAGUAAGAAAUAAUCAAGAAAAAUCAAAACCUAAGCAAAUAGAAAAGGAUCAAACCAAAACAAAAUUUUUACGAUCCAACUCUGCGGAUUCUUCAUCAGUUUUACAUAAUAAAAUUACGCAGAAAAAUAUUAAAGUUACAGAUGCAGAUAGUACAGUUAAAAUAAAACAAACUUCAAGAUUAUAUUCUUCUUUUUCCAAAGAAGGAAAAGUACUUAGUCAAAAGAAUAAUGCAUCCAAAAAAAUGGUUACUACUGUUGUAGGUAAUAACGGAUCAGAAAUUAUAAUUAAAAAAGAAAAAAUUCUAUUUUUUGAUAUUCCUAUACACACUAAACAAAAAAAGAUUACGUGUCCGAUACCUUUCAGUUUUGAAAAUCGCGAUAAAAUGAAAAAGCAAUUAAAGCUAGAUCAAUCAGAGUCCAAAUCCAAGUCAGUCCCUAAUCUAAAAUUAUUAGAUUUUAGUAAAUCUCAAAAAGUUAUGAAUAAAUUACCAAGUACAAAGAAAAACACACUUAGGGGUUUUUCUAGUAACAAAGAUAUUAACGAAAAAAUAAAAGAUAUUAAACAAUUAGAAAGAAAUAAAAGUAAUAGUACAUCUUACAUGCAUUCUACGCUUCCAUAUAAACCAAUGAAAACUAAUUAUUUAAUGAAAGACAAAAUCGAAAAAAAGAAAAUUCCAGAUAGUCAGAAUAAAAAGGAUGCAAAUCAGAUAAAAAAACCAUUAGCACCUAUUUCUUGUAAAAAUAUUCAAACUAACAUAAAUUUAAAAGAUAACAAACAGAAAACAUUAGAAAUAAAUAAAAAAUGUAGCGAGAAAGAGAAUAAACAACCUAAUAAUUCUACGUUUAUUACAAAUACUAGUACUUUAAAUCAGAGCAAAGUAAUCAAGUCAAAAUCUUCUGUGAUUAAAACAAAUAUCGAAAGGAAAGAAAAACAACGACAUGUAAUAGAAGAAAAGGUGAAGGAAAAGAGAACUUUACUAGAGGAAAAACUUAAAAAAGAAAAAGAAGAGAAGGAAGCUAAGGAAAAAUUGGAAAUAGCAAAACUUCGAAAGCAAACUGAAAUAAAAGCUAGACCAAUGCCAGUUUAUAAACCACUUAUUCGUGUAAGGUCUACAAAACCUUUAACCAAACCACAAAGUCCAGCAUGGUCAAGUAAGAAAAAGGUUGAAAAAUCAACUUUGUAGUUUUGUUCAUGUAAUCGUAUGUAUUAAUCAUUUAUAAUUCAUUAUUGUCUAUAUAUUAUUAUAUAUAUAUAUAAUUUAUUAUUCAU